GCUUGACAACAUACUAAAAAACAGACUGCUUUUGAAAUGCAGAAUGCCGAAGCUGGUCUCUCUGCGCACGUCUCUUCCCGGUCAGCCGAAGAGCCCUGUCUCUGGCCGGCUUUUUGCUUCAGUUUCACGACAGCGACUGGCGCAACUUCGUCAUGGCCUUCUCAAUGAGCCCUGGCUACCCCCAGCUUCAGCUACACCUCUCCCAAUCACAUACUUCUCCCCGGCUUGGGUGCGGAGGGAACACGUGGAAGGCCCUCGGAGAACCGAUCACAAACCGCCAGAUGAAAGAACCUUGAAGCUCGGAAAGACUUUACGAACCCUCUCACCCCUCUUACCGACCAUCUUGUACAACACCUUACCCACCGAAAUUCUCGCCCCGAGUGUGAACCUUCACCUAUUCCCAUCCACACAUCCACACCUCCCCACUGUCAAAGGACGCACACUCUAUCGCGCAGCACUAUGGACUGUCCCGGUAGCAUGGAGUAGUGUACCAUUAGUCGGCAAUGUGAAAUUGCAAAUCCUCAGCGAAAGGAUCGUACGCGCCGGGACGCUGCUCGACCCCACGCAUCACGGCGCCCACCACGACUGCGGCGAUGAACGCCUGCUGGUACGAUGGAAAACCGAGCCACGAACAGACAGCCGCCCCUUCCAUGGCCCAGCCUCUUCGAAUACCAAUUCUACAGACUCCUCGAAAACUGCCCUAUCCUCACAAAAUAGCCAUCUUUCGGCUUCCACAAAUGGGACCAACAAAGGCUUGAGCGUCCUUCUCGGUGGUGAAGAACCUAUUUUCAAGCUGUCAAAAGAAGAGCAAUUCACCGGUAUCUUUAUCUUCUCUUUCGAUGAGGAGGGUCGCAUCCUGACACAUACUAUCGAGCAUGCCGAUGAAGCAGACGGCUGGGACCGGACUGCUAAGUUCGUGACUCUCACUGACUGGCUCAUUGGCAAAGCGCGUGGCUCGUUGGACCCGGCUAUCAAUACUGGACUUGCCAUGGCGACUGGUCAAAAUCAUGGGUUUGCUUCUGGCAGUGGCCGGAGAUCGUGA
Messenger RNA from Penicillium samsonianum, 1042 nucleotides. RefSeq lists its product as uncharacterized. The transcript has 2 exons. The record is from RefSeq and is a predicted model, not a curated record. NCBI's taxonomy places the organism in Eukaryota, Fungi, Ascomycota, Eurotiomycetes, Eurotiales, Aspergillaceae. Bases 44 to 1042 code for a protein of 332 amino acids.